UUAUUUGUAUCUGUAGUAGGAGUAGCAGUAAUUGAUUUCCGGAAGUGAUUCAGAACAUGGCACUCGCGUGUGGGCUCGCCCGCCACCGCUGCCACUCCCACCUCCAUAACCUUUUCUUGAUCGGAAACUCCAACCCCAACCCCAACCGGAGUUGCUUCUUUUACUCCACUAUUCGACCGCCAUUCAAGAGCCAAAAACUGUCCUCUGCUGGUAAUCGCUUGACAACUCUCUCUACAGCACGUCUGCAGCAAAAUGUUCCAAAAUCAUCGCCCAAUGACCCUUCUACUAACACCCUGCCGCAGGCCAAGACUCAACCAUCCCGUUCAGAUAAUCUCGUUGACCAACCCGACUCCAACCCCGACUCUGGGUCUUCCCUCUCUCCCCUUCCCUAUCCACUUCGAAAUGUACUUAAAUUGGAUGUGCUGGCAUUGGAGAUUCUGUCAAUUGCACUGCCUGCUGCGCUGGCUCUUCUGGCAGACCCAAUUACUUCAUUAGUAGAUACUGCAUUUGUUGGCCAUUUGGGAUCGGUUGAAUUGGCAGCAGUAGGGGUUUCAGUUUCAGUUUUCAACUUAGUCUCAAAGUUGUUCAAUGUUCCACUGCUCAACCUCACAACAUCUUUUGUUGCCGAAGAGCAAGCGGCCAUUACCAAUGGUUCUAAUGAGUCUGGUCCACCUGUCUGCGAUGGCCCGCCUGAUCACAAAGGCAAGAUUCUCCUUCCUUCAGUAUCAACUUCAUUAGCUCUUGCAACCGGACUUGGGAUCGCAGAAACUGUUGCACUCUCUGUUGGGUCCGGUUUCUUAAUGAACACGAUGGGUAUACCUGCUGAGUCCUCCAUGCGCAUACCAGCAGAGCAAUUUCUAACACUGAGGGCAUUUGGUGCUCCACCACUUGUUAUAGCACUUGCUGCUCAAGGAACUUUCCGUGGAUUUAAGGAUACAAAAACUCCGUUAUAUGCUGUUGGAGCUGGUAAUGUAUUAAAUGCAAUACUAGAUGCAAUUUUGAUAUUUUGCUUUGGUAUUGGCGUAGCAGGUGCUGCAAUUGCUACAGUGAUAUCUGAGUACUUGACUGCUUUCAUCUUGCUAUCAAAGUUAAACGACAAAGUCCAACUUAUGACACCGAAUGUUGAUGCAGGAAGGGUUGCUCGAUAUCUAAAAUCUGGGGGUCUUUUAAUUGGAAGGUCCUUAGCAGUGCUCAUGAUUACAACUCUAGCUACAUCUAUGGCAGCAAGAGAGGGGGCCAUUUCUAUGGCCGGGCAUCAAAUCUGUUUUCAAGUUUGGUUGGCUGUAUCUUUGCUUACUGAUGCUUUAGCACUUGCAGGGCAGGCUCUCCUUGCCAGUGGUUAUUCCCAAGGCAGUUAUGGUGAAGCACGGGAAGUUGUUUACAAAGUUUUGCAGAUUGGUUUAAUAACUGGAGUAGCAUUAGCUGUAUUCUUGUUUCUUGGUUUUGGAGCACUCUCCAGCUUAUUCACUGUGGAUUCAGAGGUUCUGAAAAUUGCGAGAUCUGGUACCUUGUUUGUUGCUGGAUCCCAGCCUAUGAAUGCUCUAGCUUUUGUUCUUGAUGGGCUUUACUAUGGGGUUUCAGAUUUUGGAUACGCUGCAUACUCUAUGAUAGUUAUUGGAGUAAUAUCAGCGGUGAUCUUGCUGGUGGCCACUUAUUUUUGGGGCCUUGCUGGAGUCUGGGCAGGGCUAUUUUCCUUUAUGACUUUGAGAGUUGCUGCUGGAAUCUUGAGGUUGGGUGCUAGAGGCGGACCAUGGAAAUUUCUAUGGUCUGGUGUGGAGCGAGAAAGUGCCUGAACCAACUAUCAACAUGACUCCUGCCGUGUUUGCGUGUACUGGUUAAUGAUCAGCCUGGUGGAGGUAAAAUGAUCAGCCUGCAGCCAUUGAUUCAUGAACUAUUGACACCCUGGAAGCUGACCUGCUUCAAGCUUCACUACUAUUCAUCUCAAGGGCUACGGAAUAGGUAACUUCUCCACAUUGCAACAGCAAGAUCGAGGACAUUGUCCUAAUUGAACGAAGAGGAAUUCUGUAAUACAGCAAAGAUCCUGAUAACUUCUCCAACGAUAUGUAUGCAGAUGGUAGAGUUACCUUCAAGAGCAUUGGUUAUUGUUAAAGCGCAAUGUACAGUGUAAAUUCUUUCUUUUGCUGACUUCCGCCUAUAUGAAUGACAUUUUUGUAAUAGCAGGAAAACCAAGCUGAUAACCAUAAUCUUAAUUUUGGCUCUAAAUUGCACAA
This is a messenger RNA of Coffea arabica (coffee), 2231 nucleotides long. Its product is annotated as protein DETOXIFICATION 44, chloroplastic. Gene Ontology annotation, molecular function: xenobiotic transmembrane transporter activity; antiporter activity. Gene Ontology annotation, cellular component: membrane. Gene Ontology annotation, biological process: transmembrane transport. NCBI's taxonomy places the organism in Eukaryota, Viridiplantae, Streptophyta, Magnoliopsida, Gentianales, Rubiaceae. The record is from RefSeq and is a predicted model, not a curated record.